Messenger RNA from Pyricularia oryzae 70-15, 2082 nucleotides. Its product is annotated as interferon-induced GTP-binding protein Mx2. The transcript has 7 exons. Gene Ontology annotation, molecular function: microtubule binding; GTPase activity. NCBI's taxonomy places the organism in Eukaryota, Fungi, Ascomycota, Sordariomycetes, Magnaporthales, Pyriculariaceae. Bases 1 to 2082 code for a protein of 693 amino acids. The record is from RefSeq and is a predicted model, not a curated record. Gene Ontology annotation, cellular component: cytoplasm; microtubule; membrane.
AUGCUGAUCGGAAGCUCCGAAAUGGGAGACGCUCGGAAGGCCUACCCUUCUCAGGUGAUUAAUCUAGGGUCAACUCUGGAAGGUCUUCAGGGGAACCAGCAGCGCCUCCUGCUCGAUACAAUUGUCGUGUGUGGAGAUCAGUCCGCUGGAAAGAGCUCCGUGCUGGAAGCUUUAACCGAGAUUCCCUUCCCUAGAAGUGAGAAUCUUUGCACAAGAUUUGCUACCGAGAUAAGCCUCCGCCGUGAGGCCCAAGAAAAGAUCACCGUCAAGAUUGUACCUUCCUGCAUGCGUAGCAAGCAAGAGCAGGUUGCUAUCAGGGCAUUUUCCGAAUCUAUCACUAGCCUCGGCGAUUUGCCGAGAAUUAUGGAUGCUGCAAUGAACAUUAUGGGCAUUAGUUUAUCAAGCAAUACACCAUCUAUUAGCGCUUUUGCCUCGGACACGCUUAGUAUCGAGAUCGAUGGCCCGAAUCGUCCACAACUUACCCUGGUCGACAUUCCGGGCCUUAUUCAGGCUUCUACAAAGGGUGUUUCUGAAAAAGACGUCGCGACAGUCAAGGAAAUUACAGACCGCUAUAUUUCCCAGCAUCAUGUCUUCUUCGAGCUUGGAUGGCAUGUCGUCAAAAACCGAAUGUUUAGCGAGCAAGAUUUCUCGUUUGAGGAGCGGAAUACUUCGGAGAUGAACUUCUUCUGUGCCUCGAAUUUUAGGAGUCUGCCCAAAGAAAUGCUUGGCAUAGACACCCUGCGUGUUCGGCUUAGCCAUCUCCUCUUCAAUCACGUUAAGAACGAGCUACCACGGCUGAUGGGUGAUUUGGACGUGGCUUUAGAAUCAUCCAAGCGUGAUAUGGAGCCUUUCGGAAGCUCCAGAUCCACGGUUGCGGAGUGUCGACAAUACCUAGCGCAAUUAAGCAUGGAUUGUCAUGAGGUCUGUAAGGCUGCUUCCAAAGGUCACUACGAACACGAGUAUUUCAAGACCAAAGAUGGCGGAGAAUUUAUUUUUAGCAAAAAGAGCACCAUUGCUCGGCUUCGCGCAACCGUCCAACACUGGAACAACAAAUUUUCAGAAGAUAUCCGGACUAAAGGGCACAAAUACCAGAUUUCUAGAGUCGCUCCUGGGGAAUUGGAUCCCAUCGCCAUUACCGAGGAGGGUUCUGGAAAAUCCAAUAGUGGCCCAAAGAAAAUUUCAAAAGCCGAAGCUUACAGCUGGGUUAAGGGAGUAGUGUUACGCUCACGGGGAACGGAGUUGUUUGGCAGCUUUAAUCCUCACGUUAUCGCAAAGCUUUUCUGGGAACAAUCGCAGCCAUGGGGUGAAUUGGCGAAUGCUUACGCCGAUCUGAUCUGUGAUAUUUGUGAGAAUUUUCUCUCAAAUCUUCUCGAGAAACAAGGCGCGAAGGAUAUUACGCCUCGCAUUUGGUCAUCCAUUAUCAAAAGUCGACUCCAGCAGCGCAAAGCGGCAGCCCACGAGGAACUGAGGAAGCUCCUUGAGGACCUCAAGGGGUUUCCUAUUAAUUACAAUCACUAUUACACUGACAAUCUCCACAAAAGUCGCCAAGAGAAGCUCAAAUCCCACUUCAAAGUCGGCAAGCCUGGUUAUUUAGAGCACCAUGCAAGUAUGAAUUGCAGUCGAAGAUUACAUUAUGAAAAGUUUGAUGUAGAUACGGUAGUUGGGAUGGUAUCCACAAUUUGCACCAAAGCCAAUGCCGACAUGGAAGAGUUUAGCUGCGAAGAGGCAAUAGAAUGUUUGUUGGCCAUUUACAAGAAGGUUUUUGUUGCGAAUGUUACCACACAGGUGAUCGAACGCCAAAUUCUUCGCGGCCUCGACCAUGUUUUCUCUCCCCCAGUUGUUGCGGGAAUGAGUGAUGCCGAGGUCAUGUCCAUUGCUAUCGAGGGCUCUACAGUACAAAAUCAGCGAAAAUUUCUAUUGGACCGUAUUUCCAAGCUUGAGGAGGGCCGCGGCAUUUUUCGAGCUACAGUGGGAACACUUAUAGUCCCGUUAUCUUCUGAAAUGCAAAAGCUUGUUAGCUUCAGCCACUUCAGCGCACCCCAACGCAAAUGUGACAUCCGUAUGCUUUUAAUCCAGUGGUGA